Messenger RNA from Cyprinus carpio (common carp), 1528 nucleotides. RefSeq lists its product as uncharacterized. Lineage: Eukaryota; Metazoa; Chordata; Actinopteri; Cypriniformes; Cyprinidae. Gene Ontology annotation, biological process: response to bacterium. The record is from RefSeq and is a predicted model, not a curated record.
AUCCUUAUCAGUCACUGAGAUGGAGCGAGCAAGAAUUACAGUCAUCAUACUUGUGUGUGUUUUGUUCUGUGAACAGCAGAGAGUCUUUGGGGCAGAAGUGAACAUGAGAGUUAAAGCAGGAGACAGCAUCACUCUCUACUGUGACUGUGUCAUACCAUUAGGAUCACUCAUUGUUUGGUUGAGAAACUGCUCACAUGAGCAUCAACCAUCUCUGCUCAUAGAUUCUUCAGAAAUACUCAAGGAGAAGUUUCCAAGAUUUCAUUUUGUGCUCAACAGCUCCAGAAACUCUUAUGAUCUACAUAUUACAAACGUCAGUGUCUCUGAUGAGGGAAUGUACUACUGUGCAAAAAGAGAACGUUUAAUAAGUAAAGAUGUAAACGGCAUCAUACAUGAAAAAUCUGAGUACAAGUAUGGAAACAAGACAACUCGUCUAUCUGUCUUGGAGCCAGUGUCUCCUGGUUCUGAGCGGUUCAACACGUCCUCCACACCUCCUGUAUCAGACUGUGUGCUCUGCUGGACGCUGCUGUUCAGUGUGUGUCCAGUGUGUGUUCUCCUCUUCUCCAUCUGUGUGUACUGCUUCUGUCAGAGGAAAACUACAGGUUCUGGCACUGAAACACAGACUGAGAACAGACAUGUUGAGGGUGGUGAUGGAGUAUGUUAUGCUUCAUUGGACAUGCCUUCCAUACGGCAGAAAAAGCUGAAAAAAAAACAGCGUUCAGACUUUAGUGUUUAUUCUGAGGUCAGAACCAAAAAAAUAUGAAUUACAGUUUAAAAAAGGAAAUGUUGUUCAGUAGUAAUUUACACCAGAUGGUUUUAAGAAUAAUGAGACAAAUUAUAUCCUUUGUGGCAUUUUCUCCUAUGGCAUCCAAUUUGGUUUUAUUCACCCAAACGGGGAACCUUAUUUUUAAGAGUGUAUUGUUGUUUGUUUUGAUGUUUGAUGUAUCACAUGUUAUGUUCCAGACAAAGAACAAACUAUUUAAUGGAUUCUCAGAAUGUGUUUAUGCUUAAAUUAAAAUAAGAAGUAUUCUUACAUUUUUCUGAAUUUCUUAUUUUGUUUUCAUUCAUGUAAACAAGACACAAUCAUUAAUUUUAUAGUGUAAAUGUAUUGUGAUAUAAUGAACAGCAUUCUUUUUUUUUUUUAAACUUGAUUCGCCUCAAAAAUGGUUACUAAGCAGUAGUUAGUUUAAUAUGUCAGCAUUAGGGUAAGCAAUGUGUUUUUUUUUUCUUUGUGGUGCUGACUCAUGUUGUACUGUUUGUGAAAAUGAAGGUGAGAGUACAAACCACAAAUGUUUCCACUUGAGCAUGCAACAGUGAACAUCAUGAAAGUGUUUGUGUUUAACCUGGUGUUUGGCUGCAUGCUGGACAUGCACAUGAAUGUAAGUGUGAAAAAAGACACAAACAGAAAGAAGCAUGUUGGAAAAAGUUAACUGCAAGGUGUUAAUAAAUGUAAGUGUACUGCAUAUACUUCCUCAAUCAGGUAAUCAGGAAAUUCUUCAGAUACUAAAAAAAUUAGACACAGACCACAGAU